Molecule: messenger RNA, 6448 nt
Organism: Rhipicephalus sanguineus (brown dog tick)
Lineage: Eukaryota; Metazoa; Arthropoda; Arachnida; Ixodida; Ixodidae
Product: vacuolar protein sorting-associated protein 33B
Exons: 19
Coding region: 160-1989 (609 amino acids)
Biological process (GO): intracellular protein transport; vesicle-mediated transport
Cellular component (GO): lysosome; CORVET complex
Source: RefSeq, a predicted model, not a curated record
AGACAGCAUCGUUGCGUUCUGCUAGUUCUGGUAGCCGGGCGCUCGCAUUGCAAUAUUAAUAUCGUUUUGAUUUGAUUGACCAUCUGUGAUGUGCAACAUGCCAGGCUCUGUUACUUCCUAAUGUGUUAGCGUGCGUCGACUUGGGUGGAAUUCGACGGAAUGGCGCGUUACGGAGCUCCCGACCCGUGCGCUUUGCUUCAAGAACUACUGAAGGCCGUUACGGGGGAACUGUUGACGAGUACGCUGAAGUCGAUUGAAGGUGCGAAGGACUUGGUCAUUGAGGAGGAUCUCAUCUUCCCACUUGAUCACAUAGCCAGUGCUGGUGUGUUAAAGAGGACUUGCAACGUGGAAAAAAUCUUCAAGUUAGAAACAACAGCACCACCUGCAGGCAAUAAACAAUGUGCCUAUCUCGUGAGGUCAACAAUAGCAAACAUGAAAGUGAUAGCCAAUCACAUCACGUACCACAAGCAGAACAAGAAGGAAUGCAAGUAUUACAUCAUCUGUAUCCCCCGAAAGGCCCAUGUCUGCGAGCAGACGCUGGAAAGCGAAGGGGUUUUCGGCUAUGUGAAGCUGCUGGAGUAUCCGCUGGGCCUCAUUCCGCUGGACACGGAUCUUUUCUCGCUUGAACUUCCUGGUUUCUUCAGCACCUUUUUUAUCGAUGGUGACUGUGCUUGGACAAGUUGUGUGGCACAAUCCAUUCUUCAGCUGGAAAGCUUGUGUGGUCCCAUCGGUCACAUUUAUGCCCAGGGAAACUGUGCCGAGGGUGUACUAAAGGUUAUGAAGCUGUUCCCCUCCGACUUCUCCAAACCCAAGGAACCUUCGUUGCCACGAAUCAGUCAUUUGUUUCUGUUUGACAGAGACAUAGACUAUGCAAGCGUACUUCUCACCCAACUAACUUAUUCUGGUCUUCUGGAUGAGUACUUCGGCAUUAAAAGUGGGAAAGUGACUUUCGACAAAGCAGUGACUGGGAAGGACCAGGAAAUGCGGCUUACGGUCAACAGUACAGACCUGGUCUACAAGGAGAUCAGGGAUGCACAUUUUGGAAGUGUCUUCGUGUUACUUAAGGAAAAAGCUCAACAGCUGCAAUCAAAAUACAAUGAGAGGCACGGAAUGUCUAUCGGAGACAUGAAGAACUUUGUCGCCAACGAACUGCGGUCCUUGCAGCAGCAGCACAGCUCGUUGGCAGUGUACAUUGGGUCGUGCGAAGUUAUCAAAAACUCUCGCACAAAUUUUGAAGGGCAACUGAGGACAGAGCACAGUUUGCUGGAAGGUUUAGAAGUGAGGGAAGGGAUGAACUUCAUCGAGGAGUGCAUCAACCGGCAGCACUCAGCAAUAGGAACCUUGCGCUUGCUCUGCCUGCUGUCGCUCACCCAAGACGGCAUUCCAUCCCAGGAGUACAAGACCCUCACGCAGCAGUUUUUACAGAGCCACGGCCAUCACCACAUGUGGACGUUCUACCUCCUGAAGAAGCUUGGCCUCUGCCAGGAUCAGGGAGCAAGCCGGAUAGGAGGGGCUGCGGCUUCGGCUAUGGCUCCGACCCUCGCCAGCAAGGUGGCAGCGGCCAUGGCAUCGCUCCCCAGGGCGACACGCUUCAGCGCUAUCACCAAAAGGCUCAGUCUGAUUCCACCCAAUGCCGGUGAUAGCUAUGACCUCAAGAAUCCUAGAGACAUGGGUUACGUGUUCAGUGGUGCCUACAUCCCAGUGGUGUCCAGACUGGUGGAGCAAAUCCUUUUGAAAGAUGGCAUUCAUGGCUACGAAGAUGCCCUGAAGCUUCUACCUGGUUCAACAACAACGUACACCAAUCCACAUUCUAAAGAUCCUUCGCAGGCUAAGAUUGUGAUGGUGUACUUCCUGGGAGGUGUGACAUUUGCAGAGAUUGCUGCACUCCGGCUUUUAGGAAAACUGAAAGGUUACCACAUACUGGUUGCAACGACCGCUACCAUCAACGGCAACAGCCUACUUGAAAAUGUCAUCAUGAAGGGGCGAUAACAAUGGGCACAACAGGGUGGGGCCGACAUCGUCCCGGUUCUAACACAGCCGUGCACACCUGCACCGCUGCAUUAGCUUUUUGUACUGGGGUCACUGGCCAUCUCGUGAGGCAUUACAUGCCCAAAUGUGUCACCAGAACUCUGCAGCACCUCUCGCGAAUUUAGCCACGUCUUUGCCGUCUUCCACCGUUCUUCUUUCCACGUCAUGGCGGAUGCAUUCGUUCGCACCCACUACACUGCAUGGAGCACCAUCAAUACUUUGCCUGCCAUUAGAUAUUCGCUAUUAAUCGGUUUUAUGAAGAUUCAAGCUUGGGCAAGUAUGGUUUACCCCGACUGCAGGAAAGAAGUACCGGGCAAAUUGGACACAAGUAUGGGACACAAUUUUAAUGUCACCUAAAGAGUUGCAGCCCCAGGAUAGGAAUGCACGGUAGCAUGCAAAAAAUUAGUAUUAUGUCUAUAAAUAGCUCCUACAUUCUGUCAAUAGAUCGACUGUAAAUAGCGCAUUGAUUGUUCACUAUCCUCUAUUCUGUUCACGUCGUUUGGUGCGCGAUUGUUACAACCAGUAUUAUUUUCUGCUUUGCCAGUUGCUUCGGCAAACGUGCUCCGCAUGUCUUAUAUGACAAAGCCACCUAUGGUGGCCUUUAUGUGCAGUGGUGUUGAAUUAAAUGUACAUUGCAAUGCCUUGCGAAGAAUGAGGCACUGUGAAGAAUGGAAACAUAGAAAAGAGCCUUUAUGAUUUGACAAGCAUCUGAGCACUUGCCACUAUGUACUAGUAACUGUAGAGACAAUUCCUUUGCAGUGGGGAAAAGGACAUAAGCGAUGUAGUAUAUACUGCUAUCGAGUGCAAGUUAAUUAAAUUGGGAGCAACUAAUAGCUAACUGGGGCCACUGGAGCACUUCUUUUAAUUGUCAUUUUGCCAUUUGUUAUGACGCUGCCAGCUUCGACGCCUAUUUUCAGUCGGAGGCCUACCUGUACCAUGUUUGUUGAUGAGAUUUGUGACAAUGCGAUAUUGCACUGUUACUUGCAAAGGGUGUUCAACGCUAUACUUUGCAAGUUCAUAUUUGUCCACGAUAGUGCAUAGCCGUUGUUUGUUUGCUUUCCACACCAUAAUUCUCAGUCGCCCUACUUAUCAUACAGAUAGUGCGCUUGAUCAAAUUGUGUGGAGCUGUCGAAACAUAAUUGUGGAGUUGUGCAACCAGCCACAUUGUCUGUGCAGUUUUCGUGCUGUCAGUUUGGCGCUUGCACUGUUAACCGAUGCAUACGCCGUGUGAGAUGCAAACGUUUGUGUCGGUGUCUCUUUGUAAGUUCACCUGGCUUAAAGGGGUUCUGAACCACCUCUUGUGCUUGGUUGAAGAACACAUUCGGUGGAAAGCAGACGCUACUGUGAACAGCUCAGCCAAAUCUUGCAGUCGUGCAAGGCAAGGAUAGUUCACAAGUGGAGCACGAAAUGGACACUUUCUCAAGCGCGCCCUCUCUUCAUACAGAGGCUCGCACUCACGCUCUUCGAAGGGCUAUUAUACUUCAGAUCUUGUGUCACACAACAGAUUGCCGCUACUGGCCGAUAGCUGACAUAAGCCAAAAGUGGUGUUUGGAUCAGAUGCGUUUCUUGCCACUGGGUGCCGCCACGUGCCGGGGCCAUGCUCUGUAGUGUGCAAAAUUACAUAGUAGCAAUACUAGCGCACACUGGAAUAAUGAAGUGAGAGAGCUAUAGAGUUUCAUGACAUGCGCUCAUGAUCAUGACAUGUGCUCAUGAUCAUGAUUUGCCCCUAUGUAUCUUCAUGCUUGCCCGUCGGGACGGAAGAGGAGAGAAAGAGCUUAAAUUAAAGCGUGCGACAAAUCCCUGUAACUCUGCUCGUACUUGACAGACUCAACAAAUUUUUGCAGCAAUCGAUUCGUGAGGCUAUAAACUCUGAUACUGAGGUCAAUGGAUCAUUACUUGGAAAAGUGGUUCACGACCCCUUUAACAGUGGUUGGAGAUCACUUGUGCAUCGCUGUUCACAGCAGGGAUGUAACCAGGAUUCUCUAUGUAUGCGUGCUUGCAGUUAAUAAUUGUUGGGUUUUUACAUCCCAAAGCCAUAUGUAUGCGUGGUUGUAUAAAAUGUAAACAUACAAAUAGAAAAAUUUGGGGGGGGGGGGGGGGUUCAAACUCCAAACCCCCUCCUCUUGUUAUGUCUGUGGUUCAAGGGUAAGCUGGAUGUGCUAAAGAUACUAAACGAUUACAGUUGGGCAGGACACCAAUUGUGCACAUGAAUUAGACACCGUUGUAGUACUCGCAUUUGAAAGUAUGACACGAAAGAGAACACAGAAACUUGUACAGUGCAAUUUAGUCACGUACUGUUUAAGAAUUUGUAAACCUUUGUGGCCCAUAUAUUAGUACUGUACUAACACGUUUAGAAGGUGGUGCUAGCAGUGCGUGACGAACGAGUUACCAGACAAUGCUGUGAUCACAUUUCAUUUUCGACUGACUGUGCCUACUGGUGUUUUCUGGUGUCGACACCAUACUUGUAUUUUGCCAGUCCGUCGAACGCAUGCUGGAGCACUCGGAAGGCAGUGUAAGCUUGAUCGGAAUGCAUGUGUGGAUUGUUCAUGGCUAGAAGUCAUAUAUUCAGAAAUUCGACGAUUUUGCAACCAUGGACUGUGAUCCAAAUAAGACAAAAUGGUUCACUGUAGUGUAACAGAGACACUUGAAGUGUUCCAAUAAGGAAAUUUGUCAUUGUCAAGGUCCGAUGCAGACAAGUCCCCAUGUUGGAGCGUUGGCUGCAGGAUGAAGCUUUUCUUGUUUACGCACUGUUGAUUAAAGCACAGGGAGGAGUUUGAGGCAGUUUUAUGUGACAUUGAGCUGUGAAAGCGGGCAACUCGAUAUUGAGUUGAUGUGGUCUCUCUGUGUUUAAUGAUAGCUUCGUUUAUGUACUGAUCACUUUUGCACAUAACAUUAGACCAGACAUCUCUUGCCUUUGCCACAAACACGCACAUUGUAUUCAUUCACUAGUUAUUGUACGUAAACAUCAAACCCCUUUUUCUGAUUACUUAAAAAACUCACUUGGUGCAAAGCUCCUUCCUGUCAGUGGAUCAAAAGGGAGUUUGAGAUUGUCCGUAAAAUACUUACUGUUUAUGGAUUGCUGGGUUGCCAGCGUUGUUGACGGCAGUAACAAAUCCAGAAAGAGUGGCUUGUGGGGCCUUGUCCAAAUGCACUUGAAGAAAGUUUGUGUCGCGUGUUGAAGGAAAAACCUGCAAAGACUGCGCGUCAAGAAUUUUCUUUUUCACUACCAUGGUGUUAACCAGGAGUUAUCAGAAUGUGCUGCCUGUGCCAUCCAGCUAAAAUCAAUAUAACAAAUUUUGUUGUUUCUGUAAACUUCUCUAGUAGUUUAUCAUUCAACAAAUGGUAAUGUGUUUAUGAACGACUUGAAACUGCCUAACGUCUUGCCAUAUUUUCUGUCAGCCUACAUACUUUUAGUUAAUGAUCAGUUUGCUCAGCAGUAAUGACUUUUAGCUCUUUGCACAUAUUAUCAUUCUCUUGGUGCAAAUGAUUUGGUUUUCUGAUCUCGUUUGACUAUACUCAGAGGCCUUAGCAUUUCAUACUGACACUAGUGAGAAAUACAUGCAUGUUGUGGAGUUGAAAUUGCUUUUGAAAAUAUGGAAGUACGCUCCGUUAUUUUAUUGUGCAUGUGUUUUCAGUUUCAUCACAAAGGAACUUUUAAGUAUGCUUGUUUAGAGAGAUACACUAAAUUAACUUAAACUUAUUAAGUACUCUUUCAAAAUUCAAAAAUUGCUGACAACAAUUCGCUCAUAAAAAUUCAUGAUAAUCGCUGAUUAUUGCUUGAGGAAAUGAACAUCAUUCUGUCGCUGAACUUUGCACCAAAACCUCAAUGCUUGUACAGAAGUGUGACAUCACAAAUUUUAACAUAUUUUGUCAGUGCUAGGGCUGUCGGCGUUCAGUAGAACUUCUUCAAACUUGCCAAGUCCAGUCCUUGGCUCCCUUAGAAUACAAUGUAGACUGCUAUCACCAAUAAGAAAUGAACUAGGCUCAAAAAGUGCACCGUUAAUGUGGAUGACAUUGUGGCAAAAUUUGUUGUGCCUCUAGUUUUCGCAUUUUGUUGAUGGUUUGUUGAGCCUGUUCUUAAUGACGAAACUGAUUUUGUUGGAAGGUACUGUUGAAUGGCAAUUCACAUGCAAACAUCAAUACAUAUUUUCCUUUUAAUGUCCCUUUAAGCUUUGAUCCCACAUUAGCACCCGCAGCUGUGUGUGAUAUAUUCCAGUUAUUUGUCAAUUCCAGCUUUAAGGGACCAUCAUUUUGGGAGGGGGGGGGGGAAGGCAGGGAAUGACUUGUAAAGUAUGAAUUAUCGGAAGUUGAAUAAAGCAUGGUUUAAAAUGAUAUAAAUAGUUUGCCUAGUUGUGUUUGAACAGAUGUGCAAAUAAGAUGAGCAAAACAGAACUGCAGACAUACUACCUGCUUGCGUGCA